ACUAUGAUUAAUAAUUAUUUGGGCAUAUACAGGUGCUCUAGAUGUCACGAGAGGCAACAGACACUUAAUAUCAACUUGAAGUUGAGUUUUCGAAAGUACCUUUCUUUGGAAAGGAUUAAAGAUUGUAAUGCUUUCACUAAAGAUGGAGUGCCUUUUAUUUCUAUUUGAAUGCGUAGUAUGCAAAAGGAUUUUGCCACUUUUGAGUUGUAUGAAAAACGAAACUCCUUUGUUCUUAACUGCACCGUACCUGAUGGGAAUAAUUGGUUUAUGCUCUUUCUCGUUUUGUGUAGGUAGUGAAAAGAUUCAGAAAGUACAAACAUUUUCACAGAUAAUUGUACCACCAAAUUUUGUCUGUGUUGUUUCUUUAGUAAAUGAGUAUCACUUUUAUAACUCUAUCAAAAGUAAUCAAUUCUUUUCCAUUAUGACAAUAUUGUUGAUGAUGGGCUUCAUAUGUGGUGGACAGGGCGGUUGUGAGAAGUCAUUACAGUUUAGAAAUAGCUUUCUCGGCAAGGACAACUCUUUUUUGGAAAGAAAUAACAAACUAGUCAAAGUUUACAAAACAGCAGCUUUCAAAAGCCCUAAGAAAAGUCUAACAGUUUUUGCUGUGCAGACAAAGCCAGUUGACAACUUAGGCGACACUUUUUCUCAGAAAAACUCGAAUCAAGUCAAGGUGACACAAGUCCCGGAUGUACAUGGACAUUUUGGAAGAUAUGGGGGACAGUUUGUUCCAGAAACUUUGUUUUUUUGCUUGGAAAACCUUGCCAAAUGCUUUGGAGAAACCAGGAACGAUCCCAUGUUUCAUAAAGAACUAGACCUGCUUUUAAAAGACUUUGUAGGUAGGCCUAGCCCCUUGUAUUUUGCAGAGCACCUGUCAUCUAGAUACGCAAGAAAGGAUGGCUCUGGACCAAGAAUAUAUCUCAAAAGAGAGGAUUUGAAUCAUACAGGAGCGCACAAAAUUAACAACUCGCUUGCCCAGUGUUUACUUGCUCGAAAGUUAGGGAAAACGCGAGUUAUAGCAGAAACUGGAGCUGGGCAACAUGGUGUGGCAACAGCAACAGUAUGUGCACGGUUUGGUUUAAAGUGUGUAGUAUAUAUGGGAGCAAAGGAUAUGAAAAGACAGUCUCUAAAUGUUUUUCGUAUGCGUUUACUUGGUGCAGAAGUUAGAGAAGUUACUGCUGGUACGGGAACACUCACCAACGCGCUUUCUGAGGCUAUCAGAGAUUGGGUUACUUACCCUGAAGAAACUCACUAUAUUGUAGGCUCAGUAUCGGGUCCUCAUCCAUAUCCUUUGAUUGUUCGUGAGUUUCAAAGUAUUAUUGGAAAGGAAACAAAACAACAAGCAAAAGAGAAAUGGGGUACUAGUCCAGAUAUUUUGAUUGCUUGUGUUGGUGGGGGUUCCAAUGCUAUGGGGCUUUUUCAUGACUUUGUUGAAGAUCCUAAUGUGAGAUUAAUUGGAGUUGAGGCUGCAGGGGAAGGAUUAGGGUCUCAAAAGCACGCUGCAACGCUGACAUGUGGUCAAUUGGGAGUCCUUCAUGGUGCAAUGUCUUACGUUAUUCAGGAUGAAGAUGGCCAAAUCAAGGAAGUGCAUUCAAUAUCUGCAGGUUUAGACUAUCCAGGCGUGGGACCGGAACAUGCUUAUCUAAAAGACACAGGACGUGCGGAAUAUUUUGCAGUUACCGAUAGAGAAGCAAUACAAGGCUUUAAGUUGCUUUCUAGAAUGGAAGGCAUUAUUCCUGCUCUAGAAACAGCACAUGCAGUGGCUUAUUUGGAUAAACUAUGUCCAACCUUGUCAGGAAGUCCAAAUAUAGUGCUAUGUUGCAGUGGUAGAGGUGAUAAAGAUGUGCACACAGUAAUGGAUUACUUGAAAGAAAACGGUGAUAGUGAUAUCCAUUUGGAUGACCUUUAAGAUUGAGUCAUUGUUAGAAUACUAUAAAGUGAAUCUCUAUAUAUUCAUUAAGUUUCCUUCUCUGUGAGAUAUAGAGUAUCGAUGUUGAUUUGCAACUUUAACUAAAUUUGCUUCG
This is a messenger RNA of Galdieria sulphuraria, 2021 nucleotides long. RefSeq names its product tryptophan synthase beta chain. The transcript has a single exon. NCBI's taxonomy places the organism in Eukaryota, Rhodophyta, Bangiophyceae, Galdieriales, Galdieriaceae. Gene Ontology annotation, cellular component: cytoplasm. Gene Ontology annotation, molecular function: tryptophan synthase activity. The record is from RefSeq and is a predicted model, not a curated record. The coding region runs from base 128 to 1906 and encodes 592 amino acids. Gene Ontology annotation, biological process: L-tryptophan biosynthetic process.